AUAUAUUGUUCUUCUUUUUUUCACCCCUUUGUCCUAAACUUAAGUAGAAGUAUCCUUCGCCAUCUGGAUGCCAGACACGACUCAGUACUGGAGUCUGGAGGGCUGUUUUUCUCCUCAGUCAUCCGGGAAUAACAAGGGCGAAAAGCGAAGAAAAGAAGCUGCGUGUUGUUUUCUUUAUGCUACUACGAGAAGUCAUGUCGCGCUAUUUUCCCACGAUUAUAUGUCGUUUGGCGAUAAUAUCUGCGCUCCUGCUGACCAGAGAAACGAACACUCUCCAGGUGAUUGGUGGAAGUGUGACAGUGGUUCAAGGAGGCACUGCUAUCUUACCGUGCCAAAUCAUCCACACUGAUGAUGAUUUGACGCAGAUUACCUGGCAGAGGACAACCAGAGAAAAACCUCAUAAUGACAAUUUUAUCACUGUCCAACCAAGGGAAGGACCACGGUUUGUCAAUGGACAUGAUGAUCGAUUUAAAUAUAUCGGGAAUUUUAACAACAAAAAUGGAACCCUCCAGUUAUCCAGUGUUGCACUGAAGGAUGAAGGCAGCUACACGUGCAUCUUCACAUUGUUUCCCAGUGGAAAUCAGAAGACUGAGAUACCUCUUAUAGUGAUUGUGCCUCCUUUCACAAGCGUCAAGGACAACCUUCCGACUUUGGGCACAGAAGAGGUUUUAUUUGCUACCUGCACGGCUGCUGGAUCGAAGCCUCCUGCUGAGGUGAGGUGGCUCACUGGUGCUUUGGGAGACAAAGUGAGGACGACAACAAACUCCAUCAAGUAUGAUAACGGUACGACUACCACAGUCAGCUCUCUGUUUGGCGUACCUAUGAGAGAGAUUAAUGGUCACCAGGUCCAGUGUGUCAUUAGCGGUGACUCCCUGACUAAAGAAGAAACCCUGCCCUUCACCAUACAGAUCUACUUCUCUCCCACAGAAGUGAACAUUACAGAGAUUUCAGAGGGCUCAUUUGAGUGUUUGACAGAAGCCAACCCAAGUGCAAACUUUAUCUGGAGCAGAUCUGGCCAGUCUUUGCUGCAGUCUGCUGUAAGAGUGGAGGGUGCAAAACUACAACUGCUGAGUCUAAACUCCGAUCUAAAUGGCCUCUAUCAGUGUGAAGCAUCUAACACAUAUGGAAGUAAACACGGUCGGCUCUAUGUGCAUGUGGCAUCAGGAGCAUGCUCUGCAGCUUGGGCCUUAUUUCUUGUUUUGCUUUUCCUGAAUGUCGUUGGGAUGGCAGCAUGGUGCUUUUAUAAAACUGGACGUUUUCAAAGGUUUUGUUGGCAGAAUUUCUCAGCAAAUGAAGCAGCAGAUGGGAGAGCAGAGCAAGAACAGCAAGGAGAAGUCAGUAACAGCAAAUUUGUUUCAGUGUGUUUACAACAAUGUUGUUUCUCGUCUUGUCCGUUGGAACUUGUAGUUAAUCAUUCUGAAUUAUUUUUAACACCACAAUAAAUCAGCCAACAAUUAAGCUGAUGUUGAAACAUUGUAACUUGUAUCAAGUUGAAUAGAUGUUUGCAACAUUAUUAGAAGCUGAAUACUUCCUAUAUAUUCUGAAUUAUCUGCCUCAGCAUCCUCUGACAGCUGUGGGCGCAUGUAAUGGACCACAUCUGGACUGAAGGCUCCACCAGCGUGUUCUAGGGUCAGCUGGUAGAUGAACAGAUGAACAGGUCGAGGUACUCGGUGCUUUUAUAUUCCUGAAUCAAUUUUUUUUUUAAUUCAUAGAUGUGAAUGUUUCUGUCUUGCUGUCACUAUACCUUAUAUUUGCAGUAAUUACAGUAUUUUAAAAGCAAAACAUUGUUAAUUGACUCCCACUCUGCGACAAGCAUUUUGGAUGUGGCUUUAACUGCCUGUUCCUUUGUUUUCAUGUGUAACAACUUUAAUGGCACUUGCGGUCUGUGCUUGUGUUUCUACCAAGAGUGUGAACUGCUUUCAUCAGAAGCUGUAUUAAUGUAGUUACUGUAAAUUCAUUUGUUUAUUUUUCCCCCACCUGAAUAUUAGUAUGUCCCUUCAUUAAGGGUAACAAUAUUAAUGUUACAUUUUAAGUUUACAAUCUAAUGCAAGGACACAAGUUCUGACAUAUCAACCAUUCAUAUGUAACAACAGAUGUAUUACCAGUAAACCACAGAAGCUCAUGCAGACAGUUUAAUACAGCACUCAGAAAGCACAAACAUUCACACCAGACUCAGAAAAGAGGUUGGUUGGGAGCACCUCUGCCCAUAACUUGCAGCCACUGAGCUGCAAUUUAAACUAUGGAGCCUCCUUCCUGGUUUCUUUUCUUUUCUUUUUCUUUUUUUUUUGUCACAUUGAAAUGUUUCAGAUCAUGAAACAAAUUUAAACACUGGACAAAGAUGACACAAAUAAACACAAAAAGCAGUUGCUAAAAUAAAGUGUUAGUUAUUAAGCUAAGCUACUAACCUAAACCUAAUAACUGUUUGGGCCACCCUUAGCAGGAACAUCUGUAAUCAAGUCUUUGUGUUUCCUUGUGUUAUUUUUUGUCUAAUAUUAAAACUUGUUUGAUGAUCUUAAAUAUUUAAUUGUGACAAACAUACAAAAAAUAAAAAAUUAGAAAGCAGGCAAACACUUUUUCAUACAACUGUAGAUUUAGCACUGUCUGUGAAGCUUGAUUUAAGAAAUACGUGCUGGAAGUUUAAGAAUAUGUAUAGCGACAUCAUGUCCUAGUACAGAUCAUUAUGUCACCGGGUUCUGUCACUAGUUAGCUAACAUAAGCUAACCUAAGUCUAUUUGUCGCAACCAACCAACCAACCAACUCAUUGAUGUAAUAUUCUGUACUGUCACAAGUUGGCGCUAAUCAAAAACUUUAACUGUAAGCACUUAUUUCUUCAAUCCAGACUGACAGACAGUGUUAAAUCUAUGUCAGUUUUUGAGAGCAGGGCUCCAUGAUGUAAAUUAGACUCUAUGCAUGUAGUGUUUCAUGUGCACUUUAAAACAGUGGUUCAAAAACUGUUGGGCAUACCCUGCUGGAAGUCAUUGCUGUAAAACCAUGGAUCAGCAGGGUGGGUGAGGGGGUUUGGGACUGAGGUGAAAUGAAGGUAAACUGAUAUGUUUUUGUAUGUUUGUUUGUUGGUUGAUUAAAUGUAAAUGUCAACAAAACAACAGAAGUCUGAUUAUGUGUAAACGCUGACCUUUAACAUUAUAUCAUCUUGCACAUUGCUGGUUGUUAAUGACUGAUGACAGAAACUGCACAAGGAUUAAACUUUAAGAGUUAGGGCAUGGCAGAAGAUGUUCGAGAACCACUUUGCUAAAGCAUUAUACAGUUGGGCUCGUGUGUGUAAAGCUUUCUAUCACAAUUAAUUUUAAUCAUAUAUCUCACACUGGAGUUUCAAAUGUGGCAGCUUUUUGUAAAACAUUAAAUCAUUAAAGCAUGGUGUUUGCUCUGCAUAUUAAAUGGAUCAUUCUACAUGUACAUUACUUUUAAAUAUGUUCUUUAAUGAAAAUUUUAAAAUGGAAGUUUGUUUUUGAAUUGUUUUUAUUAUUUUGUGUAACAUUACUGAUUUUUAUGUAAUCUAUUUCACUGUUGUCUGCAACAUGUAAAAAAAAAGCAAACUAAAUGUGUGCCCUAGUUUUAUUCUUCUUAAGUAAUGUACCAGCAUUAUUACCUUUGUAUAUGUGUUUUAAUCUAUUUAGUGCUUCUACACUCUGAUUUAUAUUUGUUGUACAUUUUGGGGGGCACCUCUCACAUAAAUGUGUUUUGA
Molecule: messenger RNA, 3703 nt
Organism: Pelmatolapia mariae (spotted tilapia)
Lineage: Eukaryota; Metazoa; Chordata; Actinopteri; Cichliformes; Cichlidae
Product: nectin-4-like
Exons: 7
Coding region: 177-1442 (421 amino acids)
Biological process (GO): homophilic cell-cell adhesion; heterophilic cell-cell adhesion
Cellular component (GO): adherens junction
Source: RefSeq, a predicted model, not a curated record